AUGGGACCUGCGGUCUCCCAGCCAAUAAGUGACUACAUCGAAACGCGCUUCGGCAGUCUUUUUUUGAAGUCACCCGUCUUUCUACGCCAUAACAAAGCUUCCCGAGGGCCUACUUUAACGUUCAAGAUUCAUCCUUAUGGAUGUAAUUUCAGCCCAAAGGAGGCCAAACAUGAUGAUGAUGAUGAUUACAAAGCCUACGAAUCAGCUCCCCUUGUGGUGCUCAACAGCUUUUCCGGCCAAGGGAAGCAUCUGAAGCUUAUGGCACAGAUGCUGCAGAAUAUGUUUCUCACAAUUAACGUGUCCAUGAAGAAGAUGCUGAAUAUUUCAAAGAGGAAGUUAGAGUGGAAUCAGAUCGAGAUCUUCUUUCCCCCGUAGAUUCAAAACGUC
Messenger RNA from Lutzomyia longipalpis, 387 nucleotides. Its product is annotated as protein Peter pan-like. The transcript has 3 exons. The record is from RefSeq and is a predicted model, not a curated record. Lineage: Eukaryota; Metazoa; Arthropoda; Insecta; Diptera; Psychodidae. Gene Ontology annotation, molecular function: rRNA binding. Bases 1 to 375 code for a protein of 124 amino acids. Gene Ontology annotation, cellular component: preribosome, large subunit precursor. Gene Ontology annotation, biological process: ribosomal large subunit assembly; rRNA processing.